GGUCUCACUCGUUCUUUCCCGGAGACUCGAUACUGGGGGCCAGGACGGGCGUCUCCAGCAUGCGGGCAGUACUUGUCACAAGCGGCUGGACUUAGGACAGGCAAUUUGCCCUGCCACCCUUCUGUCGCCCCCACCCCUCCCUCCCUCCCUCACUCAAGGCUGAGGGCAGAGACGUCCUCCUCCCCCUUCUCCUCCUCUUUGGAGCCUCCAGCCAGGAGGCGGGAGUGACCCACAGCAGCUGACCCAGCGCAGGCACUGCCUCUCCCACAGCCCUCAAGACACACCAUGGGCCCAGAGGCGGGUUUGGUGCACAGCAGCGACGACGCAGGCGGCGGCCCCGGCGACUCUCAACUGCCUCCCUGACCACGGUGACCACCGCCCAACACCCCCGAGAAGCCAUCGUCACCACCAUCUGGAGAGUAUAGGGGCCACAAAACCAUCUUUACGAUCGACUCAAGCUACGUCAACAACAAUGGCGGGCGAGGGGCGGCGGGCGGAGUCGGUGUGGGAAGGAUGGGGUGUGCACGUCACGCCCAGGGCCCCCCUCCGAGAGGGAAGGCUCCGGCUCGCCCCUCAAGAUGGCGGCGGCAGUGGCGCGCCUGCGUACGGAACUCCGUCGCGCCAGGGCCGGCGGGAAGUGAGGUUCUCAGAGGAGCCGCCAGAAGUGUACGGCGACUUCGAGCCUCGGGUGACCAAAGAAAGGUACCCGGGAGAAAAACGAACCUCGCUAGAAGUGUUCCGGCCCGAUUCUGCGAAAGAGGAGGUGAGAGAAAGCGCCUACUACCUUCGGUCUAGGCAGCGGAGACAGCCGCGACCACAGGAAGCCGAGGAGAUGAAGACUCGAAGGGCUACCCGACUACAGCAGCAGUACUCACAGCAGCCUGCGCUACAGACGUCUCCGGUUACGACCAGGAGAGGGUUGCGGGACUCUCCUUCCUCUGAAGAGGAUGAACCAUCUUCCCAAACUGUUUUAAGCCAAACAGCCUCAAAGAAAACUGUCAGGAGAACACAAGAGGCUCCAGUGGUGAGAGACGAUCUUGUAAUCAGCCUGUGUAGACCCCCUCUGAGAAGCCCAGGAUCUGAUUCGGCGUACAAAACAAAUGGAAAUACUGAAAUGAGUGAAUUAGAAGCCAACAGUGUCCAAGAGAAGCUCAAUUUCUCUGAAGGAGGAGAAACUGAAGAAGAUGAUCAAGACAGCUCCGACAGUGAUGUUACUGCUGUUAAGGUCAGAUCGAGGGAUUCUGAUGUGUCUGGAGAUCAAACUAGCGGAUCAUCUGGUCAAUAUCAAGAAUCAUUUUGGCAAUCAUCACAAAGUCAAGACUUCAUUGCUCAUAAUAAGCAACCUUCAGUGCUGACCUCAGGAUAUCAAACACCCUCUCAAGUAUGGGCCAAACAAACUGCAAGAAUAAGGAGUAGGAGGCAUACACCUUCACCAGGCAAGAGUUCAAUAUAUGGCAGUUUUUCAGAUGAUGACAGCAUUCAGAAAUCAGAGCUUGGAAACCAGUCUCCAUCAACCUCUAGCCAACAAUUGACUAGACAACCCAAAAAUGUAUCUUUUGUCAAGAUCAAGUGGUGGUGGCCACUUUUCCUAAUAGCUCCUCUUGCCUUUGGGAGUCUUUGGUUCUUUCGUACUCCUGAAGUAGAAACCACUGCUGCUGUUGAAGAGUUCCAGAACCAGAUGAACCAACUUAGGAAUAAGUACCAAGGCCAAGAUGAGAAGCUGUGGAAAAGGAGCCUAACGUUCCUGGAAAAACAUCUUAAUAGCUCCCGCCCUCGGCCUCAGCCUGCUAUCCUGCUGCUCACUGCUGCCCGAGAUGCUGAAGAAGCACUUAAAUGUCUGAGUGAACAAAUUGCUGAUGCUUAUUCUUCCUUCCAUAGUGUUCGUGCCAUCCGGAUUGACGGGGCAAGCAAAGCUGCUCAAGACAGUGAUACUGUCAAACUCGAGGUAGAUCAGGAACUGAGCAAUGGAUUCAAAAAUGGCCAGAAUGCAGCCGUGGUGCACCGCUUUGAGUCACUGCCCGCAGGCUCUGCUCUGAUCUUCUAUAAAUACUGUGACCACGAAAAUGCAGCCUUCAAAGAUGUAGCUUUAGUACUGACUGUCUUAUUGGAGGAGGAGACACUUGGAACCAGUCUAGGCCUAAAGGAAAUUGAAGAAAAAGUGAGAGAUUUCCUCAAAGUCAAGUUCACCAGCUCUAACACACCCAACUCCUACAAUCAUAUGGACCCAGACAAGUUGAAUGGGCUCUGGAGCCGUAUUUCUCACUUAGUCCUACCUGUGCAACCUGAAAAUGCCCUGAAAAGGGGUAUCUGCUUAUAAGGGGUGAGAAAAGGGAAAAUCAUGUCUCAAGUUCCAAGAAUUUUUCAGACUUCCUAACCAGAGACAGGAUUCAGAGCUCUUUUUGAAAGAACUGGUUUCUUUUUAAAGGAAGUCAAGUUCUUUAUGUAAAUGUGGAACAUCUAAGUCGUUUAUUCAACCUAAUUAUCUAUCAUAUGAGAGAAUCAUUUCUGUUCCGACUGAGAGUGGUGUUAAGGGUAUCUUAGGGGUGUAAAUUAUAUGCGGUUCCACAGAGAAUCUAUUUUGAUCCUGGGCUGAAUUGUUAUUGCUAUGUUGUAACCAGUGAGAGGGAUUCAGCUCCUUUCUUGUGAAUCUUAUCGAUUUUUUAACUUAGAUUUUUCACAAAGUUUGUUGAGUUAUUAGUAAGAUAGCUUCCCUAAAUGUAACCACGGAUUUUCCCAGUAUGUUCUCUUUUACACCAUUUAGUUGUGAGUUCCUUAGUCAGCUUCUGCUUAUAGAAACAAAAGUAAUGAAAGGUCAUCUGGGUGUGUAUUUGGAUUCUUUUUCUUUUGUUUUUGGAGGAUGGAGAGAAGGAGGCAAGGGAAAAGAGAGAAAUUGUGUAAUAGGGAAGGUAAGGGGAGGAAAAAAGUCUUCAAGAUGAAAUGUUACAAUAAGGCACUGAGAUGUAGGUCAGUCAAACAUAGGUAUUUGGGAUUUAUUUACAUUUCCUUUUUUUUUUUUUCCUUGAAGAAAUUCUUGGUCCUCCCAAGGAUUUUUUUUAAAGCAUGUGUUUCACAAGGUUUAAUAUAUUUGUUUACUUGACUCUUAAGGGUAGGAACAUUCAGAGCAGUUUAUUUUGGACAUAUCCUGAAGCUUUUGUUUUAAAUUAAGAAACACAGUUUCAGGAACUGGUAAACCAUUUUUUUAACCAGCUAUCCUGGGCUUUUGAAGAAAGAUUUAGUUUUCUGCACAUCCACUUGUUGCAGUCUUUAGAACACUCCAUAUAAAAAUUUACUAUGCACAUGAUAAAUUUUAUUGAGUGCCUCAAGCCAAGUUAGUGAACUUUAUCACAUAUGAAGAAUGUUAAAUGUAUUUCUAUACUACCAUAGUAUUUUACCUGUAACUUUGCAUCUAUAACUGAGCUUUCUCAUCUGUCAACUGCUUUGGUUUUCUUAAAAUCUUAUGAUUCUAGAUCAACCUUGUUUUUUUUAUUUUCCAUAAACCUUUAAAUGAAAAUAUUGUUUGUGGAAUCAGUCAUUGGCUUCAUCAUUUACCCUUUGAGGGUCCCACAACUGAUAAUAGAGAGGGGUAUGAUUUCUUUUCACUAGGACUCAUAAAUUUAUACUCCUUAUUGUAAUUUGUUCCUGACUCUGAAAAGUCAGAUCAUCUGAUUUAUAGAAUAUUAUAAAACAGCAGUUUUUAAAAGGCUUAUUUUAUACAUACCUGUUAUAUGGAGAAACAAAUAUUUUUAUUAAAUAUUUCACUGACGGAAGUAAUUUAAAAGUAAUAUGUUACUUAUAUCUUUCAGGAAAAAUAAUUGUAGCAGCUGAUCUGUAAAUGACUUUAAAAACUAUUUUAGUAGUAUAAAUAAAUUUACUUUCUUGGUUUGUA
Messenger RNA from Lemur catta (Ring-tailed lemur), 3886 nucleotides. It is a transcript of the gene TOR1AIP1, whose product is annotated as torsin 1A interacting protein 1. The record is from RefSeq and is a predicted model, not a curated record. The coding region runs from base 473 to 2317 and encodes 614 amino acids. Gene Ontology annotation, molecular function: ATPase activator activity. The transcript is spliced from 12 exons. Gene Ontology annotation, biological process: nuclear membrane organization. Lineage: Eukaryota; Metazoa; Chordata; Mammalia; Primates; Lemuridae. Gene Ontology annotation, cellular component: nuclear membrane.